AUGCAAAGGCAAACAAGAGGGAGCGCAUUAUUUGUUGAAGCUAAUGGACAGGGGACGUGUGUUUUUUGUCUUGGAAAACACAAGUCAGAGAACUGUGAGAAUUUCAAGUCACCGGGAGAGCGAAAGAACAUCUUGGUUAAGUAUGCUAGAUGUUUUAGAUGCCUUAGGAAAAAUCACAGGUCCUACGAGUGUAGAUCGAAAGAUAGUAACUGUAAGGGCUGCGCGGGCGCGCAUCAUCUUUCAAUAUGCGAAAAUCAAGCUAGUGGCCAAACAGAAACGCCACAGCAGGAACGGGGGGAGAGCGAGCAAGCGGGAGAAGCUAGUUCAAAUCACGUAACUUCGGGGUUUACGGAGAGUUUUCAUGUUGGCUCUGGUACGCGCAUAGCUUUACAAACAGCGCAGGGCAUUGUUAGCUGGGAAGGGGGCGUAUCAGCUAGGACAAGGUUUUUGUUUGACGCCGGAAGUCACCGCUCAUUCAUCACGGCGUCGGCAGCGCGCAAAGCCAAACUUCCUGUCGUUAGGCGUGAAUGGCUUUGCAUUAACGCGUUUGGUCAGCACGACCAGAAAGGCACGCUCAGAGAGGUGGUAGAGUUUAAUGUAAGUCCUGUAAAUGGAGGUGCUAGCAUUAAUGUGCAGGCGUUCGUAGUGCCAGAGAUUUCCAGCAUACCCAAUGGUCAUGUAGAGUUAGCUAGAGAUCAGUUUCCGCAUCUCAAAGGUUUAUGGUUCUCAGAUGUGAAUAGGAAUGAGGAAAGACUAGAAAUAGAGAUUUUAGUUAGAGCGGAUUAUCUUUGGCAUUUUCAGAAAGAACGAGUAAUUCGAGGCAAAGUACAGGAACCCGUCGCCAUAGAGACAGAGUAA
Nematostella vectensis (starlet sea anemone) is the source of this 858-nucleotide messenger RNA. RefSeq lists its product as uncharacterized. The record is from RefSeq and is a predicted model, not a curated record. Bases 1 to 858 code for a protein of 285 amino acids. The transcript has a single exon. NCBI's taxonomy places the organism in Eukaryota, Metazoa, Cnidaria, Anthozoa, Actiniaria, Edwardsiidae.